Molecule: messenger RNA, 8395 nt
Organism: Conger conger (European conger)
Lineage: Eukaryota; Metazoa; Chordata; Actinopteri; Anguilliformes; Congridae
Gene: ptpn4a
Product: protein tyrosine phosphatase non-receptor type 4a
Exons: 27
Coding region: 461-3250 (929 amino acids)
Biological process (GO): protein dephosphorylation
Cellular component (GO): cytoplasm; cytoplasmic side of plasma membrane; cytoskeleton
Molecular function (GO): cytoskeletal protein binding; protein tyrosine phosphatase activity
Source: RefSeq, a predicted model, not a curated record
UCCUGCUCCCGCUGCUGCUGCAGCGAACCAAGCGAAGAGCCACAACUGAGCAACCGGGCAGCCUCAGUGAGCGAGCGCACCGUGACCACCGAGAGAAGAAAAGGCUUAACUUUUUUUGGUUUCUCCAAACGUUAUUUGCAUCAAUAUUAUCAGUUAUAAAGGAUUGCGAAUAUUAGCUGCUCGGUUUGGGAUGACCGAGUGCACGCUGUAGCUGGUGUUUUCUCUCCGCUGUGUGGAUUAUUGUUCGCUGUGUUGAAAAAGCAGGAGGCCCCGCGGUGAAUGCGUGUGUGCAGGCUCGGGGAUGAUAAUGAUGAGGUUUCAGUGGGGCUGCAGCGGGUGAAUUGAACUGGGCUUUUAUGUUCUUCUUCUCCACUUUGAUUUCCCUUACCUUCAUAAAAAAUAAUUCCCCCAAAAACUGGACCCUCCUGGAGCUGUUUAUGAAGACUUUGUGUGGACAGUAAUGAGCGCACGCUUCCGAUUGCCUGCUGGCAGAUCCUACAAUGUCCGAGCGUCGGAGCUGGCACGAGACAGACAGCACACAGAGGUGGUCUGUAACGUACUUCUGCUCGACAACACUGUUCAGGCCUUCAGAGUUAACAAGCACGAUCAAGGACAGGUCCUGCUGGAUGUAGUCUUCAAACACCUGGAGCUGACGGAGAGGGACUACUUUGGGCUGCAGCUUGCCGACGAUUCUUCUGAUAGUCCGAGGUGGCUGGAUUCAAACAAACCCAUUAGAAAACAAUUAAAAAGAGGAUCUCCUCACAAUUUAAACUUCAGAGUAAAAUUUUUUGUGAGCGACCCGAAUAAGCUUCAGGAAGAUUACACAAGGUACCAGUAUUUCCUGCAGAUCAAACAGGACAUCCUCAGUGGAAGGCUGCCUUGCCCCCACAACACUGCCGCCCUGCUGGCUUCAUUCUCAGUUCAGUCCGAGCUGGGAGACUACAGUCAUUCUGAGCACUUGCCCGGCUACCUCUCCGAGUUCUGCUUCAUCCAAAACCCGCCCCAGGACUUUGAGAAGGAAAUCGCCAAGCACCAUCAGCAGCACACAGCACUGUCCCCCGCCCAGGCUGAGCUCAGCUACCUUAACUCUGCGCGCACGUUGGAGCUCUACGGAGUCGAGUUGCACUAUGCAAGGGAUCAAAGUAACACUGAGAUUUUAAUUGGGGUGAUGUCAGCAGGGAUCGUCAUUUAUAAGAACAGGGUACGAAUCAACUGCUUUCCAUGGUUGAAGAUUGUAAAAAUAUCUUUUAAAUGUAAACAGUUUUUUAUUCAACUCCGGAGAGAAUUGCAUGAGACGCGGGAGACUCUGCUGGGGUUCAACAUGGUGAACUACAGGGCCUGUAAGAACCUGUGGAAGGCGUGUGUGGAGCACCACACCUUCUUCCGCCUCGACCGCCCCCUCCCCCCGCAGAAGAACUUCUUCGCGCAUUACUUCACCCUGGGCUCCAAGUUCCGCUACUGUGGAAGGACGGAGGUGCAGUCUGUACAGUAUGGAAAGGAGAAGGGGAUCAAAGACAGGGUGUUCGCCAGGUCUCCCAGCAAACCCCUGGCCCGGAAGCUGAUCAGCGGAACGGACUGGGAAACGGUCAGCCGGAAUUCCCUGUCGGACGAGCGGUUGGAGACCCAGAGCCUGCCCACACGCUCUCCGCCCGGCACGCCGAACCACAGAAACUCCAUGUUUGCACAAGAGGGGACCCGUAUACGACCGUCUUCCGUCGGACACCUGGUGGAUCACAUCAUCCACACCUCGCCCGGUCAGGUCUUCGCCAACCACAAGUCAGCCUCCUCCACCCAGGCCAACAGCAUCAGCUUGGACUCCACACCGUCUCCGGAUGGUACCAUCGAUGGGCAGCCUCCCGCUUUGCCACCCAAACAGUCCCGGAAGACCGUCUAUAGCCAGAUAAUCCAGUCCCAUUCCCAGCAGGAGCUGGACAACCACGUCAACGAGAUGUACGACGUUCCGGCCACCUCCGACAAAUCCAUGCUGAACGGGGUCGUUCCUCAUGACAAUCUUGUCCUGAUCAAAAUGAGGCCUGACGAAAACGGCCGGUUCGGCUUCAACGUGAAGGGUGGCUCCGAUCAGAAGAUGCCUAUCAUAGUGUCACGGGUGGCUCCCGGAACGUCGGCCGACCUGUGCGUGCCUCGUCUGAACGAGGGGGACCAGGUGGUGCUCAUCAACGGGCGGGACAUCUCCGAGCACACCCACGACCAGGUGGUCAUGUUCAUCAAAGCCAGCUGCGAGAGCCACUCAGGAGAGCUCGUUCUGCUGGUCCGGCCCAAUGCCAUCUACGACGUGGUGGAGGAGAAGCUGGAGACGGAGCCGGACUUCCAGUACAUCCCGGAGAAGUCCCCGGUGGACCCGUCUCAGCUGGACGAGGACGCGUGGAGGGGCGCCAUGCAGCAGCUGAAGGAGGGUCUGAGCAGCGGUGCGCUGUUGGCUCAGUUCGAUCAACUUUACCGGAAAAGGCCUGGAAUGACAAUGUCGUGUGCCAAAUUACCUCAGAACAUUUCCAAAAACCGAUACAGAGACAUCUCACCUUAUGAUGCGACGCGUGUUAUUCUGAAGGGCGCGGACGACUACAUCAACGCAAAUUACAUCAAUAUGGAGAUCCCUGCCUCCAGCCUGAUUAACCGCUACAUCGCCUGCCAGGGCCCGCUGCCCAACACCUGCCCAGACUUCUGGCAGAUGACCUGGGAGCAGGGCUCCUCCAUGGUGGUCAUGCUCACCACCCAGGUGGAGCGAGGACGGGUGAAGUGUCAUCAGUACUGGCCCAACCCCUCUGUCACCUGCACUUACGGGAACUUCCAGGUGGCCUGUCUCUCUGAAGAAGGGAACUCUGCAUUUCUCGUCAGGGAAAUGACUCUCACCAACCUGGAAGCCGCUGAGAGCCGGCAGCUGACCCAGAUCCAGUACCUGGCGUGGCCCGAUCACGGAGUGCCGGACGACUCCACCGACUUCCUGGAUUUCGUCAGCCUGGUGCGCAGCAAGAGGGCCGGGAAGGACGAGCCGGUGGUGGUGCACUGCAGCGCCGGGAUUGGCCGGACCGGAGUUCUCAUCACCAUGGAAACAGCGAUGUGUUUGAUCGAAUGCAAUCAGCCCGUGUACCCGUUAGACAUCGUGAGGACAAUGCGAGACCAGAGAGCCAUGAUGAUUCAGACCCCCAGCCAGUACAGGUUUGUGUGUGAAGCCAUCCUGAAGGUGUAUGAGGAAGGACUGGUCAAGCCCCUGAAGGCCGCCCUGUACGAGUAGAGGGGGAGCGCGGCGACCGAAGCCCAGCACGGCGGGGAGACCGGCUCGGGCUGCGCCCGGCUGCCGGCACCGCCCAGCGGCUUCUCGCCGUCCUCCUCUCCUCCUCUUCCACCACUCCACCAGGGGAGACGCCGGGCGGAACCUUGGGAGCUUCCGACAUUUUUGGGGAAAACCGCACUGCUGCACUUUAUGUUGACGAAAAAAAAGAAAGAAAAAAAAGAAACUAGAAGAUGCAUUCAAAAACAGAAAAAAAAAAUCCACCACAAAAUGAAUAGGGACUCGUAGGGACAGCGUGUGUUCAGGGUAAAGAGAAGUGUGAAAACAGAGAUUGCUGUAGUGCCAUAACUAAGAAGGGCCAGAACCUUCACCGUCAAAAAAAAAAAAAAAAAAAAAAAAAAAGCAUUUCUGAUUCUUUCUAGUUGCCCAACUUCCCUCCAGCACCACCACGCGAAUCCACGAGACGGACAUUGUUUUUCACCCGCACGGUCCACCUCCAUGAACAGCAGCUCUUUUUAAAGGAUAUUUAUUGUUUUAGGUUAAUGUUAAAGUCUAUUGACUAUGGAUUCCAUUUCUGUCCUCUAGGUUAUCCCUCUGCAGCAGAGAUCAUAAGGUAGUGCUAAUUGCUCUAAGAUCCUGUUAAUAAUUUUUUUUAAUGGAAGAUCCUGUUUGCUUUCUUUUGAAAGGUACUUCCAUGGUAGACAGGUACUGUAGAGCACUUUGAGCCACACAUGCUUUUUUUCUCUAUAUUAUCUCUCUCGCGGUGAGCUUCAGACGAUCUCUCUCGCCAUCAGUAUCGCUCGUGAUUAUUUUGCUCAAAUCAGAUGAACGUUCUGCCUGCCUGCAUUUCCCAUCCUUAAGUGUGUCUGUAGUUACAAAAUGGCCGCUGUCUGGUGCAGCAGAGGCUUCAGGCUUCUCACCGUGCCAAAGCAUCGUACGUCUGAGAGGCACGGAACAGACCUGGGUCAAAUAUAUAAUCGUUCUGGAUUCAAAUAUGCUACGCUUUACUGGGUUGUCUUGUUUUGGAACCUAUGAAAUACUCCCAAGUUCAAGCCCUGUCUUCUGGUCCUCUUGUUUGGCUCAAUUGCUUCAGGCAAGAUCACACGAGCAGUAAGUUAUUUGAAUCCAAAAUGCUGAAGCAAUUGACCCAGGUCUGGUUGGGAAUGAAGCUCUGAGACACAGUCCUGGUACAAAAUGAAACCUAAGUUAUCAGUAUGAAUUCCCCUUUAAAUUAUUUUCUCUCUUUUAUUUCUUUUUGUUUUCCGAAUCUUAAAAUGCGAGCUUGCAAAAAAUGAGUGUUUCCAGUUAGUUUUAUUUGUUUAGACUGAAGAUAUAUUUUUUGUAAGGUACUCCGUUUUCAUUGGAGAUAAUGUCUGGGUUUCGGUACAGAUAACUGCGCUUUGGGUACAGGCAAAUGAGAUUUGGGUACAGGUCAAUGAGGUACAAGCGACUGAGGUUUGGCAUUCACACCAGGUUCUUUGCAGUGAUGCUAACGCCACUAAGCUUGACGUAGAAUUUGUACUCUGAGUAGUUGAACUGUGUUGUUGUUGCCGUUAGGUUUUAAGUGAGGUUUUUGUACUUGUCAUAUUAUUUCAGCUUUUUUUUUUUUUGGUGGGGUGGGUGGGCAGGGCAGGUUCUUGUUUAUCACAUUUCCUUGCACAGUCUGCAUGGCCCUGUAGGGGGUGCUGGAGAGCAUGUGGUCUGUGUGAGGUCAUCAUUUGCGCUGAUAAAAACACAUUCGACAAUGCCGGCUGGUGUAGAUAAGACUCAUCCCCCCACCCAACUCUCACACACACACACACACACACACGCACGCACACACACACACACACACACACAAAAUCCAGUCUAUCUAACACCCCCCUCCUGCAGUAGGCUGUACAGUACUAAUUUUAUACACACUAUUACAUCAGCACUGACUUCAGCUCCAGUGGUGACUCCCCCUCCCCCCUCGCACCCCCUUAGGUCCUUACAGCGUCACCUCAAAUCUUUCGGCAAGGCAAAUUACAAACUCUCAGCCAUUGGCCCCCCGCUCUGUGGCUAGCAGGGUGCUUCAGAUCCGUUCCUUCGAUUAGGUACACAACCGUUUACCCUGGGAAGGAAAUGCCACAUCACAGUUCUACUUCCUACUACCAAGCAAGACUUGAUAUAAAAACCCAGACGGUCCAUACGUAGGUCUCAGCCAGGGUUUCAAGCCCUUGCUCGCUCUCUCUCACGCUGUCCGAGCCUCGCUGGCGUGGACGCCGAGUCACCGGCCCGGUGAGUUGAAUGUGGUGUCUGGGAAGGAGGUUGAACGCCGGAGGCCGCAGUCAGCAGUGACCUCCUGACGGUUGUGGUAGCGCGUUUUAAAACGACACGUGCAAGUCUGCCGUUUCCGCGGAGACUCUCGUCACCCGUACGGCCGUCCCUGCAUUCAAAGCGGCGUUUAACGAUCUCCACAGAAAUGUCAGAGGCUUUUAAAGAUGGCCACCUAGCCAGUUCGGUGCUCUUCACUCAUUCAGCUAAGAAAAUGGGACACAUAAGAGGACUGGGGUUGCAGGACCAAUAUUUGUUCAUCCUCUCGAAUGUUCAGCAAAGAGCUUUGUCUGAAUUAACCAAGUGUUGUAAUAGCAUAAGCUAUAGAUUUGCUAUGGGAUAUUACUGGGUUAGGGUUGGGUAGGUUGUAUUUUUGUAAAAGAAACACUUCUUGGGAAUGGACAGCACUUUGCAGCUGACUAUGUAGCCUUUAGUGCUACUCAACAAGUCGUCCUGGGGGGGGGGGAAAGAAAUUACGUGAUUUUGAAAUUUUAUUUAUCAUUUACUAUUUGUUAAAUAAAGACACCUAUAGGGAAAAAAAUCUAAACUUCAUAGUGCCACUUGUUAAUUUUGUGUAAAUAAAUUAGAGCGUGUAAAUACAAUGUUGUAUAUUAAAAAUCUUUAAAAUAAAAAGGAAAAUCAUGUCUGAGUUUAAAUGUUAUUUUUAUAAAAAAAAAACUGGAAAAAGGUCUGGGAAAUGCAUUUGAAAUGCAUGUUUCCCUGCGACACAACAAAUGCAGCAACUUUAAAGAUUGGACAACAUUUGAAAAGAUUGCUGGUAUAAAGUGCUCUCCAUUGUUCCAGACACAUGCGGAGAGGGGCGAAAGCACGGUUGAAUGAAAGGUACGUCUCGGAGAAACCGGGAGAGAAGAUACGCCAAAAAAGAGCAACUCGUCUUAACGCUUUAUUUCGCAACCCUGUCACUUCUGAACAUGUUCAUUAUCAGACCUGGGUCAAACACAUAAUUGUUUUGGAUUCUAAUACUUUUCAACACUUUACAGAGCUCGUCUGGUGUACUGGUCUAUGAAAAACACUCUUUAAAAAAAAAAAUUUAAAAAAAUUUUAAUAAAAAAAAAAAAAAAAAGUCCUGACCCAGCCUUCUGGUCCUCCUGGUUGGCGCAGUUGCACUAGGCACAAUUAGUCGGGCACAGAAAAGUAUUUGUAUCCAAAACAUUUCGUAUUUGGCCCAGGUCUGCUUAUUAUGUGAUGCUUUUUUUGGUAGAUUUCCCAUAAUCCACUGGAACAUAGUGGUGGGCUGUGAUUAGAAUGGGAGGGGCUGAGCUCACAAUGCAGGACGCUUGCAUGUUGCAGGGUUUCUGUAGCAUGUGGACAAAUGGAGGAAUCGCAUUCAUCUUGUAAGAUGUGUUUCGGGUUGCUAUGCUGAGCUGCUGGUCUUGUGAUAGCUGAUCAGUUUCACUUACAGUUUUUCUAUUUUUUUCCUUUUUUUUUUUUUUUCUCCCCCCCCCAUUAAAAAAAGAAGCUUGCACCUUAACACCGUGAGACUUAACCGAUGCUGAGAGAGGGGAGGCAGUUCAAAUUGAAUAGUUUCUCUCCCACAUUCAGACAUUUUUCUUUCAAGCCACUGAUUUUAUAGAAAUUCCUUCUCAAAUGAAACGUAUUUUUUGGAAAUUAAAAUGUGAAUUUUAAAUGUUUAUGAGUGGGAUUUUCUUUUGCUGUGUCAUUGCACAUAUUAAUCUGGUUAAUAUUGCAUGAGAAGAUCAAAAGUUCUGAUGGUACUGACUGUCAUGAGACUGCCUUUGGAUGUUUCCAGAUAUUUAAAUGCUGAAAGGAAUAUGUGCUAGUAAUAUUUGUGCAAAUGACAAGGGAGCAUGGGAAAACCAUGACCUUUUGAUUUGAAAAUCCCAUUGUGAAUAUUACUGUUCUUCUCAGUAAUCAAUGUUAAGGUUUAUAGACCUGAUAAGAGAAGUGUAUCUACUUUUAAGGUCUGUUAGAUAUUUUGAAAAGCUGGCUUUGUCAAAACUGCAACUUGAUAUUGCUUUUGAAACAUCUUUGCCUAACUUAUGAACAUCCUCUUUCACAAGGGGACGCAGAUAGCUCUUUUGAAUUUGUUCAGCUGCAUUAAUCAUUAAUUAAUGAAUGCUUGUCAGAUGAAAAUUCACUUGUGUUUACAUAAGCUGCUUAAACCAUGUGCUCAAGACUAUGAUCAGAGUUUGCAGUGCUGAGACAUCCAAGUGUGGGCCUGUCCUUGAUCAAAAAUUUAGCUUUUCUACAAAACUCAAGUAUUUUGUUUUGACUUCUCAUAAAUGUCAUCCUUUCUCUCAUUAUAUGUUAAAUAGAUUGAGUUGCUCAAGAGUUAUUUCCUCAAACUGCACAAUUGAUAUAAAUAGCUAGACUUUAUCAGUGGCUGCUCUUAAUUAAAGCUAUUGUUGGGAGGCUGUACAUUAUCAACUGACUAUAGAAAGAUAUACAAAUGUUCUUUGGUGUCAUACUGUACGAAAAUGAAUGUAUCAAUCUUUCGGAUACUAGAAAUCAAAGGGGAUAGUGAAUCUCGACUGUUGGAUUUCGAGGAAAAAGAUAUUUUUUCAUACCACUUGUAAAAAGGACAAUAGUUUGUAACACUUCCAUAGAUAUAUAAAUAUACAGUACACACGGUGGUGUGUGAGUGUGUCUGUGCAGGUUGAAAGGGUUAUUUCACAGGUCUUCGUCCAAAUCUACAAUUUAACUCUAGCUUGGGACAUGACAUGAGCUGUGGAAUGACCCCUAAAUGUGUUUUUAUUGUAAAUAAGAGCAAUAUCAUGUCAGUUUAGUGCCAAUGUUCUGUAAAGUCUUUUAUUUCUGCUUAAAGAUUGAAGUAUGCUGAUUUGUUGUCAAUUUAAAAGAUUUCUUCCUCUA